AUGUCGAUGGAAGAAUUGUCUGCGUUAAACAAAUCACGGGGAGCUGUUAAGCGCAAAUUAACGCUCACCCAAAAUGCGGUUGCGGAAUUUAACAAAGGCUCCGACAAAUCUUUAGCGGAAAUUGAGGACCGUUUGCGUAGGCUUGAACCUCUUUACGAUGAAUUUAUCAAUAUUCAAUGUCAAAUAGAAGAAUUAGAAACGUCUCUCAAUCUGCCUUCUAGCACAGAGCAAGCCACGGCGUUUUCCAAAGAUUAUUACAGCGUCUUUCGCGAAUUGCGUAAUUUAGAAGGUAAAUGCCGGUCCACGUCUACCCCGCAUUCAAGUUCGAUCAAUCAGCGGCCCAUUUCAAAUGGGAACCAAUGCAUUCCGGUGAAGCUACCAGAAUUAGCAUUGCCAACAUUUGAUGGUUCAUAUGCCGAGUGGACUUCUUUCCGUGACACUUUUUCAGCUUUGGUAGAUGAUAACGCGAAUUUAUCAGACGUUCACAAAUUUCAUUACUUAAAAUCGUGCCUAAAGGGUAAGGCAGUUAAGGUAAUUGAAUCGCUCAAGGUCACGGCGGAUAAUUAUGCAUCAGCUUGGACGAUCUUGCAAAACCGUUUCGAUAACAAAAGACUGAUAGUUCAGGACCACGUUUACGGUAUCUUAAACUUUCCGAAUAUCAACAAGGCUUCACACACUGAAUUGCGUAAAUUAUUAGACACUAUGUGUAGCCAUUUAGAAGCACUCGCGGUGCACCAAAUCACUCCGGAGAGAUUUUGCGACAUUAUUUUAAUUUCAAUUAUUUCCGAGAAAUUGGAUUACACUUCGAAAAGGGAAUGGCAAAGUAAAUUAACGUCAGAGUUACCAACAUGGGAUGAACUGAAACAUUUCUUAGAAAAACGCUCCGAAAUGCUCGAAACAUUGGGCCUUAUGUCCGGUAAGGCGUCAAAUAAUUACGAAAAUAAUUUAAAGAGAGUACCCAAUAAAAUAGUAGCAAGCGUGUCAACGGGUAAAAAGACGAACGUAAAUAUUAACAGAUCAUUUAGUUGCCCUCAUUGUUCGGAAAACCAUUACUUAUAUCAUUGUCCGACAUUUCUAAAUUUGUCCACAUCCGACAGACUAAAUUUCGUACAGGCAAGGAAUUCGUGUGUUAAUUGCUUUCGUGAUCAUGAUUUGUCCAAUUGUAAAUCCGAGAAUCGAUGUAGAAUUUGCAACCAGAACCAUAACACCCUCUUGCAUCAGAAUCAGCCGGAAUCAAAUCCGUUGUCGUAUGACGAUAUUGAUCAACAACCCGCCGUAUUCAAACUAAAUACCAGCCAAUCACAUUUCAGUGGGAUUAUAUUGCCUACAGCUCAGGUACAAAUAUGUGACAACUUGGGUAGAAAACAUAUCGUCAGGGCACUUUUAGACAGUGGCUCUGAAUUAAAUUUCAUUUCCGAACGUCUCGCAAGGUUGUUAAAACUUAAGUCACAACCAAUUGUUAUGUCAAUUUCUGGCGUUAAUCACUGCACAACAAAUGCGUCAAAACGAACUAAUGCCCAAAUUUUCUCCAAUUGCACAACGUUCCAUUUUAACUUAUCCUGCGUUAUUAUACAUAAGAUAUCAGAAUGUUUACCAUCAAAUUCGUUUUCAACAGCUAACCUGAAAUUUCCUAAUCACAUUGAGUUGGCAGAUCCCAGCUUUCAUGUAAAAGGUGAAAUCGACCUAUUAAUUGGGGCUCAAUUGUUCUUUGAAUUACUGGAACCAAACCAGGUGUAUUUAAAUGAAAACUUUCUCUUGCAAGAAACGAAACUCGGGUACGUUGUAGUUAAUUCCGUUUCAAGCACCCCAAGUGUCGUAAAUCGCGGCACUUGUCAUUAUAUUCAACCCACCCUCGAACAGCUCGUCGGUAAAUUUUGGGAACUAGAUAAUUUUCAGAAUUCGAUUGUUCAAACAGCUGACGAGGUUUUGUGUGAAAGGAUUUUUAUGGAGGGUCAUAAACGUUUGCGAGACGGGAGGUACUCGGUCCCUUUACCAUUUCAACAAAAUGCGGAUCUAGGUACGUCCAAGAGUAGGGCCAUUAAAAGAUUGAAAUCUUUGGAAUCCAAGUUCCGCAAGGACAGGGAUUUCAAAGACGGUUAUUCAAGGGUAAUUUCUGACUACUUACAGCAAGGUCAUGCCGAGCAGGUACCUGAAGACCAAAUUGAAAACCCUCAAACUUUUUAUUUACCCCAUCACGGUGUCACAAAGGAAAGCAGUAAUACGACCAAAUUACGAGUUGUUUUUGACGCUUCCGCAAAGUCAUCUAAUCAUAAGAGUUUAAACGACGUGUUACUGAUUGGACCAAACAUCCAAUCGAAUUUAUAUUCAAUUUUGCUACGGUUUAGACAACAUAAAAUCGCGGUCACAGCAGACAUUUCACAAAUGUACAGACAGAUUCUGGUACACCCGGAACAUCACGAUUACCAACGAUUCUUAUGGCGAUUCGAAGAAAAUGCACCAAUUGAGACAUACAGGCUUAAAACGGUCACUUUCGGUGUUGCGCCAGCGCCAUUUUUAGCUAUCAGAACGUUGCAUCAACUAUCACUUGAUGAAAAACAUAAUUUUCCGAAUGCAUACGAUCAAAUUAGAAAUAACAUGUACGUGGAUGAUCUAAUCACCGGCGCUAAUACCGUUGAGGAGGUGUUGAACAUAAAAACAGAAAUAUCACAGUGCUUGCAAAAGGGCGGAUUUCAACUUCGAAAGUGGGCUUCGAAUAAUCCAUCAUUAUUGCCAAAUACGUCUGCUCACUCCGCGGAAAUUAAUUUAGAUAAGGAGGGCCUAUCUAAGACACUCGGAGUUAUUUGGAACUGCAUUUCUGAUCACAUUAAAUAUAGUAUCAAUUUAACAAGCAUUAAGACAGCAGCAUCAAAAAGGAGUGUAUUAUCAACAAUUGCGCAACUGUUUGAUCCCUUAGGCUUAGUUGCCCCAGUUGUGGUUACUGCCAAAAUUAUUCUUCAGCAACUGUGGACGUUGAAGUUAGACUGGGACGAUAGGUUACCGGCCAAUUUAGAAGAGCGGUGGAAUAGUUUUUUAUAUUCACUGGCUGACUUAAAUAAAAUAAUAAUUCCUCGCUGCGUGAUACCGGUUGAAGACGCCGCUCACAUACAAUUACACGGGUUUUGCGACGCCUCCCAAUUAGCUUACGGGGCUUGUAUUUAUAUUAGGUCCUACAACGAACGUGGUGAAAUUCACGUUCAGUUACUUACGGCUAAAUCUCGAAUAGCUCCAUUGAAAACUCAGACACUACCCAGAUUGGAAUUAUGUGGUGCAGUUUUGUUAGCAGAGUUAUCAGAGCAAGUUAAGCACAGUCUAAGUUGUCAGAUUCAAGGUGAAUUUUACUACACCGACUCAACUAUUGUUUUAAGCUGGCUAGCGGCUACACCAAAUACUUGGACAACAUUUGUUGCCAACCGUGUUUCUAGAAUUCAAUCGCUGACUAAGAUUGAAACCUGGAAACACGUAUCGUCAAUUUCCAAUCCUGCGGAUGUUAUCUCUCGCGGUUGCAGUCCCGAGCAAUUAAUGAAAAACUCAUUAUGGUUAAGUGGUCCAACAUUUUUGUGGCAACCUACUACUAACCACUCAAGUAGCUUAAAAAAUUAUGUAAAUCCGUCAGAAACGGAAGAACGACGUAAGGUCGUUUGCACAAAGGUCACAAAAUCUGAGUCCAAAUGCGAUUUACUAUCACGGUAUUCUUCGUUCUCCAAAUUAGUUAAUGUUAUUGCUUGGUGCUUACGAUUUCAUAAUAACGUCAAAUCUAGUCAAAAACUAACAGGAUCGUUGUCUGCCUACGAACUGCGAAACAGUCGAAUGAUUAUUAUUCGUUUAGUUCAGCGGGAAUCAUUCUUCAAUGAAUUUGAUAACCUCAGCAAUUAUAAAUCAUUACCCAAGUCAAGUCCUUUGAUCAAACUUAAUCCAUUUCUAGACGAAAACGCACUUAUCCGCGUAGGUGGAAGAUUGGUGAAUGCAAACAUUUUUUAUGAUAAAAAAUUUCCCAUUGUCCUUCCGAAGGAUCAUUACAUAACACACUUGAUUAUAGAAUGCGAGCAUUUACGACAACUACACGCGGGUCCCCAAGCCACUUUAACAGCUGUCAGGCAAACAUAUUGGCCCUUAGGCGGUCGUAGUACCAUCAGAAAGGUUUUACAUAAAUGCGCUCGUUGUCGACGAGCAAAUCCUAUUUUCUAUCAAGAGAUCAUGGCCAAUCUACCUGAAGCUAGGGUUAAUCUUGUGCGUCCCUUUCUUACCUGCGGUGUUGAUUAUGCUGGGCCCAUGUUAAUUAGAGAGGGAAGGGGUCGCGGAAAGAGGUCCAUUAAAGCGUACGUUUGUCUGUUUAUUUGCCUAUCUACCAAAGCGAUUCACCUGGAAUUGGUCACUGAUUGCACUUCGUCAGCGUUCAUAGGGGCCUUCAAGAGGUUUAUAUCUCGCAGAGGUAAACCGUCGACCAUUUAUUCAGAUAACGCAACAACGUUUAAGGGUAGCAACCGGGAAUUACGUUUCAUCCAUCAGGACAUCAUAAAAUCAGAGUCUUUUCGAAAAUUUAUCGGAGAUUGUGCGGGGGACAAUAUUGAAUGGCGUUUCAUACCUCCUCGAUCGCCACAUGUCGGUGGCAUUUGGGAGGCUGGUAUCAAGUCUAUGAAAUUUCACCUGAAGAGAGUUGUCGGUCAAUCAUUGUUCACCUAUGAAGAGAUGUACACUUAUCUCACGUUGAUAGAGGCUUGCCUGAAUUCCCGUCCUAUUACCCCAUUAUCCUCGAGUCCUGACGAUUUAACGGCCAUAACACCAGGUCAUUUUUUAAUCGGAUCUGCUUUAACAGCUCCAGCUGAACAUGACCUGAGUACCGUCAACAUUCAUCGUCUGGAUCAGUGGCAAAAGAUCCAGCAACUGCGCCAUCAUUUUUGGAAGAGGUGGUCCCGAGAGUACCUCCUGGAGUUACAGCAGCGUUCCAAAUGGGCUACGUCAGCGCGGCCAGCUGCCGUGGGUGACAUCGUUAUCAUCCACUAG
Molecule: messenger RNA, 5001 nt
Organism: Zophobas morio
Lineage: Eukaryota; Metazoa; Arthropoda; Insecta; Coleoptera; Tenebrionidae
Exons: 1
Coding region: 1-5001 (1666 amino acids)
Biological process (GO): DNA integration
Molecular function (GO): nucleic acid binding
Source: RefSeq, a predicted model, not a curated record